CGAAACAUUGUGUGUGAAGUGAAGCAGCAGAGAGGAACGCGUGGAGAUGGGUAAAGGCAACCCACAGAGAGGAAGCACCGGCGACGAGCUUCAUACGGCGGCAAGGUCCGGUGAUCUCGUCGCUGUUCAGAUGAUUUUGACUUCAAAUCCUUUGGCUGUUAAUUCCAGAGACAAGCAUUCCAGAACACCACUUCAUUUAGCAGCAUUUGCUGGACAUGCAGAGAUAGUAAGUUAUCUGUGCAAGAAUAAGGCUGAUGUUGGGGCUUCUGCUAUGGAUGACAUGGCCGCAAUACACUUUGCUGCUCAGAAGGGGCAUUUGGAAGUUGUUAAGGCUCUAGUUGCAGCUGGUGCAUCCAUCAAGGCUUGUACUCGCAAAGGCAUGAAUUCAUUACACUACGCUGCUCAAGGUUCCCAUCUGGAGCUUGUCAGGUACUUGGCCAAGAAAGGGGCGAGUCUUACUGCCAAGACAAGGGCAGGAAAGACCCCUUUGGAUCUUGCUAACAAUGAAGAAGUCCGCUCGUUUCUGGAGGAAUUCGAAAGAUCAGCCAAGAACAGAGCAUCUAGCAACAAAGAUAAAGCUGAACAGUCUGAUCCAAAAGCAUCCACGUUGGAAUCAGAAGAUAAUUCAAGUGCCAAACAGCCUGCAGUGGCUGUCGAUGAAGAAAACGGUGACGGAGAGAAGACAGAGACUAAUGAGGAUGACGAAAACAGUGAUAGAGAGAAGAGGAAGGCUAACGAAGAGGACGCAAGAGAAGACUCAUCACAAUCAAAAAGGGCAAAAGUUAAGUUGAGCCAUCUCCAAAGUUCAGAUGAUAUCCAAGAAGAAGAAGAAGACAUGUAGGUUGGCAGAGGCAUAGUGUAGUAGAAAGGAAGUUUUAUUAUAUUAGUCUGUAAUAGUAUCUGAUUUAGAAUCUCUUCUUUUUUAUUUUUUUUUAAAAUUAGAUAGACUUAGACCUUCUAUUGACUGUUUAUUAAUAUACUAUUAAUACAAUUAUAUAUCAUCUUGAGAAUUUUUUCA
Arachis duranensis is the source of this 1018-nucleotide messenger RNA. RefSeq lists its product as uncharacterized. Gene Ontology annotation, cellular component: nucleus. The coding region runs from base 47 to 841 and encodes 264 amino acids. Lineage: Eukaryota; Viridiplantae; Streptophyta; Magnoliopsida; Fabales; Fabaceae. The record is from RefSeq and is a predicted model, not a curated record. Gene Ontology annotation, biological process: positive regulation of transcription by RNA polymerase II. The transcript has 2 exons. Gene Ontology annotation, molecular function: transcription cis-regulatory region binding; protein binding.